AUGGAUUUGUCAGAAAAUUUUGCUGAUGAAAUGGAACAAGCUUUUGAUUUUAAAGAGCAUGUCGCAUUAGAGUUUAAUAAACUUCGUGGUUAUCCAAAAAAAAAUAAUGGUAAUACUCAGCCAACUCCUCAAGAUGUGCUAAUAGAGGAACGAGACUGGAAUCAGACCAAUACCUCUUACAGUGGGUCUGAAAUAUAUGAAUGGAAUCUUGAUGGGUUAACUGAUAGACAGUUGACUAUUCUUGUCCAUCGUAUGUUGAUGUAUGCUACUAUCUGUUUUACUGGCCAACUCCGAGGUUAUUGGGAUAACUAUAUAAGCUUUGAGGAAAAAGUUGUUGUGGUAAAUGCUAUCGCAGACAAUGAAAGUGUUGAUAACUUGGGCAUGGCUCUAGCAUUUAGGAGAAUUUCGAUGCUUUCUAGGCAACUUAAGAUAGAUAAGCUUCGAGAAAGAUCUCAGUUGGGAGACUUUUGUGUCCAGUUUGGAUUACCCAAUACUUCUGCUAAUAGCCAGACGAAGCAAAAUAAAGAAUCCAAUCCUGAUAAACCUUUUAGGAAAAUAAGGUCUAGACGAAGAUCUAGGGAGGAACGGCAAGAGCGAAAAGCUUAUCGUAAAUCUAAUAGAUUUACCAAGAACAGGUCUAGGCGAGAACUUGCUAAGAUCAAGUGCUACAAGUGUGGCAAGUUUGGACAUAUAGUACUCAAUUGUAAGCUUGAAAAACUAAAAACUUUAGAACUAGAUGAAGAGUUUCACGAUAAGAUCUUUAGUUUCUUAUACACCUCUGGUUCUAAGUCCGAUUACGAUUCUGAAUCAGGUUGA
This is a messenger RNA of Solanum verrucosum, 816 nucleotides long. RefSeq lists its product as uncharacterized. The record is from RefSeq and is a predicted model, not a curated record. NCBI's taxonomy places the organism in Eukaryota, Viridiplantae, Streptophyta, Magnoliopsida, Solanales, Solanaceae. Gene Ontology annotation, molecular function: nucleic acid binding; zinc ion binding. The coding region runs from base 1 to 816 and encodes 271 amino acids. The transcript has 5 exons.